Sinocyclocheilus rhinocerous is the source of this 1215-nucleotide messenger RNA. RefSeq names its product growth differentiation factor 11 (gene gdf11). Gene Ontology annotation, molecular function: cytokine activity; growth factor activity. The record is from RefSeq and is a predicted model, not a curated record. Lineage: Eukaryota; Metazoa; Chordata; Actinopteri; Cypriniformes; Cyprinidae. Bases 1 to 1185 code for a protein of 394 amino acids. Gene Ontology annotation, cellular component: extracellular region. The transcript is spliced from 3 exons.
AUGACAAGGUUUAACUUUUUAUUGUGCUUAACGGUUCUUAUUUCUUUGGGACUGUCCGGGAGCGAUGAGCCGGACCUCUUUCAGGCUCCACUGAGUGAGAUGUCCUCGGAUGCUGGAGUCUCUCUCUUUGAUCUGGAGGAUGUGGACUCUCCUGAGUGUUCCGCGUGCGUUUGGAGAGAACAGAGUAAAGUCUUACGGCUGGAAACAAUCAAAUCACAAAUCCUUAGCAAACUGCGCUUAAAACAAGCGCCUAACAUCAGCAGAGAGGUGGUUAAUCAGCUUCUUCCCAAAGCACCUCCGCUGCAGCAGCUUCUGGACCAUCACGACUUCCAGGGGGACGCAUCCUCCCUAGAAGAUUUCAUGGACGCCGAUGAGUAUCACGCCACUACCGAGUCCGUCAUCACCAUGGCCUCAGAGCCUGAACCUCUGGUGCAGGUGGAUGGGAAACCCAGCUGUUGUUUCUUCAAGUUCAGUCCAAAACUGAUGUUUACCAAGGUCCUGAAAGCCCAGCUGUGGGUUUAUCUGCGGCCACUACAGCAAACUUCCACUGUUUACUUGCAGAUCCUUCGCCUUAAACCUAUCACUGAGCAAGGAAGCCGACACAUCCGUAUCCGGUCACUCAAAAUAGAGCUCAGUUCGCAAGCGGGUCAUUGGCAGAGCAUUGAUUUCAAGCAUGUGUUGCAGAACUGGUUCAAGCAGCCACACACAAACUGGGGCAUUGAUAUAAAUGCCUAUGAUGAGAGUGGCAAUGACCUGGCUGUGACAUCUCUGCGGCCUGGAGAGGAAGGACUGGUAAGGACCCUUAGACCUUACCUGGAGGUCAAGGUUCUUGAAACAACCAAGCGCUCACGGAGAAAUCUGGGUCUUGACUGUGAUGAGCACUCCACAGAAUCCCGCUGUUGUCGCUACCCGCUCACAGUGGACUUUGAAGCUUUUGGCUGGGACUGGAUCAUUGCACCCAAACGUUACAAGGCAAACUACUGUUCAGGCCAGUGUGAGUACAUGUUCAUGCAGAAGUACCCACAUACUCAUCUGGUUCAGCAUGCCAAUCCUAGAGGCUCGGCAGGGCCAUGCUGCACACCCACGAAGAUGUCGCCGAUAAACAUGCUGUACUUCAAUGAUAAACAACAGAUAAUCCAUGGCAAAAUCCCAGGAAUGGUGGUGGACCGUUGUGGCUGUUCAUAGAAUUAUGUGUUUUGGUUGAGCUAAGGGGAA